Messenger RNA from Bombyx mori (domestic silkworm), 10356 nucleotides. RefSeq lists its product as uncharacterized. Gene Ontology annotation, biological process: embryo development; regulation of transcription by RNA polymerase II; urogenital system development. Bases 504 to 2219 code for a protein of 571 amino acids. Lineage: Eukaryota; Metazoa; Arthropoda; Insecta; Lepidoptera; Bombycidae. The transcript has 9 exons. The record is from RefSeq and is a predicted model, not a curated record. Gene Ontology annotation, cellular component: nucleus. Gene Ontology annotation, molecular function: zinc ion binding; DNA-binding transcription factor activity, RNA polymerase II-specific; RNA polymerase II cis-regulatory region sequence-specific DNA binding.
GAUUAUAGAAGUAUUUAAUAAUACCAGGAGAUCACUAGCUUAAAUAAUAACACAUAACAUAAUUAGAAGACGCACUAGCUUAAAUAAUAACGCAUAACAUAAUUAGAAGACGCAAACGAGAGUGAUCUUUUAUUUUUCAACCCCCGUCGAAGGGAAAGGGAAGAGGAAAGUAUAAUCGAUCGGAGGGCCUUGCAGCCUAUGAACUUGCACUUGUCACUUAGUGCAUAGAAACGGCGGAGGGCGCCCGUCUUUGACCCGCCCAAGACGCGCCGACUGUCUACACCUGAACGAUUUUAAAAAGAAUCUCUCUGUACACUAAGCACUUUGUACACUAAACACACUGUACACUAAAAAAACAAAUUUCACCCAGAUUUUGAUUUAUUUUAUCAAAGUAAUGUGGCCGAUAAAAUGGAUAUUCUAUAUCGUCGAGUGAAGUGUAAAUAACUAUAAUGCAAUUAAAUAACGCCGGUCAACAAUGAAACUUCGGAGAUGGCACUGUGAAUAUGGAUAAAAUGACGGAAGCUCAGAAAACGGCGUACCUUGAAGCUCACGUGGCUGUCCAACAGCAUAUGGCUCAGGCUGCUGCUGCAGCACGACGCGAACAACAACAGCAGCAGCAGCAGCAACAACAACAGCAGCAACAGCAACAACAACAGCAGCAGCAACAACAACAGCAGCAGCAACAACAACAGCAGCAACAACAACAACAACAACAGCAGCAGCAGCAGCAGCAACAACAACAACAGCAGCAGCAACAACAACAACAGCAUCAACAACAACAACAACAACAACAGCAACAUCAACAACAGCAAACUAAUAAUGCUAAUAAUCAAACAAGACAUCAUCAGGAAUUGCAGCAACAAGCCCAAACCAACAACGCUCACCCAGGCCAUCCGUCCCCUCCCACCGUUAGUUCGACUCAACAUCAUUACGCCACUAUCAAUUCACCGAUCAAGGUCCCACAAGUUAGCUCCAGUACUGGCGGACCUGACAGUACUUUUACCGUACCUGAUGAUGUCGGUAUGGGCUUCGAAGGAGGUGUUCGGGUACUGCAGAGCUUGGGUAAUUGGUCACCGGAAGUAACAAAUAAUAUUCCGAGACCUAAUUUAAUACCAUUCACGGAACCGUAUGCAGAAGGAGGCUCUAUGCACCCCGGUACUAGGCUAAAGGUUUUACAAGGGACGACCGUUAGAAAACAUCCCGCUAUUAAAGCGACUAGUUCUACUACUGAAGGAACGAAAGCUUUUGAAUGCACCGUUUGCGGUAAAGGCUUAGCACGCAAAGACAAGCUCACAAUUCAUAUGAGGAUACACACGGGAGAGAAACCUUACGUUUGUGAAGUUUGUAACAAGGCUUUCGCACGUCGGGAUAAACUAGUGCUACAUAUGAAUAAAUUAAAACAUAUAACACCUUCUAAUAUUGCUCCUUUGGGGAAAAGAACCAUUACGAUACCACAAAUCAAUAGAACCGAAGAUUCUCAACCAGAGUACUUUGCAGCAUUGAAGUUAGACGAUGUUAAGCCUCAACUACCGAAGCAGGAAGAUACGAAGCCAAGCCAGGCAGAGAUUGCGGCGGUGGCUCAACAACAACAGCAACAGCAGCAUUCCCAUCAGCAGCCGAUACAGGUGUGCCAGGUACCUGGACACAACUUUACGAACACCAAUUUGGUGCACACGAGUGCCACAACGGCGGCAGUGGCGGCCGCUACGGCUGGAAUGGUGGUCUCGUGGUCCUGUGAGCUUUGCGGCAGAUUGUUUGCAACUAGAGACGAAUGGAGUGCACACGCAAAGUCCCAUUUGCCUGAUACUAAGUUAUUGCAAGACAAGAUGCAACAGGCAACGCAACAUCAGCAACAAGAAAAGGUUCAUUUAUCGAACCAAGAGAAACUUCAGCUUCUACACCAUCACAAUCAGAACCAGCAGAUACUAAAUAGCCACGGCAUCGCGACAGCGACCGUCUCCACCGCGACCGUCGUCAACGAGACUGGGGGAGGCGGAGGAGGGGGAACUUACUUCACUCACGGACACACACACUACGCUCCAGAACGAACUCAACACACACACGCACACCAUUUAUGUCUCAUGUGUAGACAAGAGUUCGCCGGUAAAGCCGAGUUCAUGUUCCACGUACGCGGCCAUUUUGAAGGUAAAGUGAGUGACAUAGCCGCGGCUGAUGCUUUAGCGAGAUCCCUGGUCGACAAUUCGGGACUGUGUACCUGAGCCACGCCGGCGCCCAAUAGCGCAUUUCAAUCGGAUGCCUGCGUUAAGGGCGUGUUUCAAGAGGAAUCUGUAAUAUUAAAAUUUUAACACAAACUACUGCCAAAUAAUGUUUAAUACGAGAUAAGAAUUCGAUUUUAAAGGAUCUGGUAUGAAUUUCGAGCUCAUCAUCUCAGCCUGUCUACUGUCCACUGCUGAACAUAGGCCUCUCCAACUGAUAUCCAGUGCGGCCGGUCCGUUGCCACCUGCAUCCAACGUGACCAAGCAAUUUUCGAAUUUCGAGCUGUUUUAUAGUAAUUGUAACUUGUCUGAGAAUAAAACGAACAAUUAAAAAUGCACCGUAAAGCUAUCGUUUUACGUUUUAUUGUUGAUUAAAUGCCACAACAAAAUUGAAUUAUCUUUCAUAAUAAUAUAUUCUUGGUUGGAAAAGUGUACUUGUAGAUUAAAAUGAGGUCAUUAACUUUCAUACAACAUGUCACGUAUUAUCAUUUUAUAUGAAUACAUACAACACAAUUUAAAAUUGUAAACCAUAUUAAUUUCAAUGUAAUACGUACAAACAAUAGACAAGAAUGUCUUGACCUGAAUUUAUGAAUUAGUUUUGAUAACGCUUUCGUAUUUAUCAAUUAAUUAAUAGUGUUAGACGCGCAGACGAGUACACAGUCUACCUAAUGUUAAGAGAUUGCGGGAGCCAAUAGAUAUUACAAAGCGAAUGGAGCUACCGGGAAGCAGGAUAAAUUUAAGAAGGAGAAGAUAAUCGAUAACAAUAUUACUAGAGAUGAACCGGGCAGUCAGUGUAGGAUCCCCUGCAAAUGUAACAGUGAUAUAAAAUUUCGAUACUCCUUUUCUAAAUUAUAUUUUAUAAAAAAAAAAAGUAAUACAAUAUUUUAGUAGUUCAGUAAUGCAUAAUUAAUUAUUACUGCUCAGCUAACAAAUGAGAACAAAAUACAUCGAAAUAUUAAGUGCCACAUAAUUGCCAAUUUACUAUUAAAACGUUUUCAUUGAAUUGACUUCAUACAUUUAAGGUUUUUUUAAUAAAAAAAAAUUGCUUCACAUCACAUAUUACCCCAUAUCAUUUACUGAUAAAUCAAGAUUUUUAUGUCGAAUUAUAAUUGUUUUUUUCUUGAUUCAAUAACAAGCCAUCUUCUUUAAAUGUCGCGUAAUAAUAUUUGUAACAAUUGUUUUUUGUUUUUUUUUGUGCUAGAAAUUAAAUUAAGCUUAUUUUUAUUACGAUCGAUUGAUCUUCUAAUGUAUUCCAUUAUUAUUAAGACACGCCAUAAAUAUGAACUUAACUUGAGACGCAUUGUAAAAUUUAUGUAUCUCACAUUCUAGGAUAGAUUAAUUAAUAUUAAAGUUACACAGAAUCCAAAGGUAGCCGCUUUAUAUUAGAAUUAAAGUGUACAAUUAUUUUCUACAAUACAAUAGAUAGAUAGAAAUAGUUUCUAGUCAAAAGGAUGAGUGAAUCUAGUCUUUUGUAAAAUAAACACGUUUUGUAUUUAGUAUAAAUUUGAAGCUUAGCACGUAAUUAUGUCUCUAAAUAGUUAAUCAUUUUAAUUAGUUUUAUAGGUACAUAAAAUGUACAGACGUAUAUAAAAUAAGAUUAAAAACCGUAAUUUUUUUUUGAUCUCGUGUUUUCGAUUUAAAUCUGCGAAUCGUAAAAUUGUUUUAAAGCAUGCAGUGUCCCUUAGUCAUGCCAGCUGAUGAUAAGUUUUUCAAUUUGACAUUUGACGGAUGUUAUUAUUUAUUUAAGGCAAUACCUUACUGAUGGUAGGACUUCUUGUGAGUCCGCACGGGUAGGUACCACCAACCCGCCUAUUUCUGCUGUGAAGCAGUAAUGCGUUUCGGUUUGAAGGGUGGGGCAGCCGUUGUAACUAUACUUGAGACCUUAGAACUUAUAUCUCAAGGUGGGUGGUGCAUUUACGUUAUAGAUGUCUAUGGGCUCCAGUAACCACUUAACACCAGGUGGGCUGUGAGCUCUUCCACCCAUCUAAGCAAUAAAAAAAAACCUGUUUAUUUAUACAAAGUCUUAAUAGUAACACUAUGAAAUAAACUAUAUAUUAAAACUGUUUAAUUAUGUUGGAAAUUUGUUUUUGAAGAUUAUUGCUACUUCUAACAUAAUUUACUUAUUUAUUCGUAAUAUGCGUUUACGUUUUCUUAAAUUGAAUAUUAGUCCCAUAAAAUGGAAAAAUAAAAUAAUAACAUCUUUCAAAUAUCAACGAAAGAUGUGUUUAGUUUUAGUAAUUUUAUGUGCUGUAAUACCAUAAUUAUUAUAUAGAUAUUAAUUAGGCACAUGCUUGUCAUUCAUAACCUCGAAACGACUCGUGACAUCACAAAAUUGUUCUUUAAAGUAAUAAAAUCUCAUAAAUCGUUAUGAAUACAUUAGUAUUUACAUUUCCGGAAAAAAGUGAGCGAUGAAUUAAUUAAAGAAUAAUUCUUUUGAUCGCACGUUAUAUAUAGUUUGCUUAAAAAUAUGCAGACCUCACAUGGUGAAAUGUAAUUUUCAAUUGCUUAAGCUGUGAUUUAUUUAAAAGUAACGAACACAUAAUUCAUUAAGCUUAGAAUAAAUGCACUUAUAUUUUACAAUCUGCCAUAAUCUAAUUUAAAAACACGUUAUGCACAAGUAUAUGUUAUAAUAGCACUAUUUUUAUUUGGAUAGAAGAAGUAGAUUCAAAGAAUGGAAUGGAAAUGAUUGUAGUUUGUCUUUACGAUGCAACUUUAAAAAAAAUCUUAAUUAUUCUUAUCAAAAUAUGAAGUUUUAUCGCAAACUAUAUUCAAGUUCUACUAGUAAUAGGUGUAGCUGAACAAAAACAAAGAAAACAUUUUUUAGAAAUAUCAUGAACGAAUACUAAUGUCGACGCUAAAACUUCAUUAUUAUUCCAAUUUAUUAUCAGCAGUCUUCACUCGUUCACCGCUGGACAUAAGGUACUAAUACGGGCCCCUAGAUAGGUAAUGGCUUACGCCAUUUAUUUAAUAUUAAAUAAUGUAUCCCUGUUAACAAAACAAAAAUAAUUCGAGUUUGGUAAAAUAUAGAACUUGGUUUCACUAUUGAUAGUAUUACCUUGAUCUUGAUAAUUACAUUCAGUAACCCGCUCUAUUUGGGUAAUAAUUGUGAAAGGGAAAAAAACUUGCUGAAGAGAUGCUGAAAAAAUUAAAACUGAUUUAAAGUAUUAUUGAAGCAUCGUAAAACAAACUUUGAUGUUUAGUUGUAAGGCCUUAUAUUUUAUUCACAUUCAGCUCAUUCAGAAAAGUACAUAUUAUUGUGAAACAAAAUGUUGUCACGAAUACAAUCUUUGCGUAAAAUUUUCAAACCGAGAUUAAGAUAUAGCGUAGAUUGAGAGGGCUCACCUGAAACUAGCUUAGCGGCUUCCCGAACCCAUAGACACCACAACGUGAUUGACUCGGCACUGCCCCCCUUGCCCCCUUUGAGGUAUGAUCUAGAAACCUCGAUUGCAUAAGAUGAAACAUACGUUUGUAAUCAAAGAGUAUAAUCACAUCUUAACAGAAAUGAAAUGGUGGUCCUAAUAUGUGGUAAUUCACAAUAGAUAUUAGUUACGACCGUUGUUUAAGAAAAAAUUUAUAUUAUUACUACGGAUAUGACUAGCAUUAGAUAAUUACUGAAUGUGAUUAAAAUAUAAAACGAAUUUGCCCCAAGCGGGCAGAUCAGAGCACGAUGGAAGUUACAAAUUUGUGUAGGACUAGGUAUGUUUAAGAUUUGCGAUGCGCAGUCGUAGUAGGUGGGACUUUAAUGCAAUAUUUAUGUACAUAAUUUAGAGUAAUGUUAAUUAUUUUAUUACCUUUUAUCGACAUUUCCCGUAAAACAUUCACGUUAGAAAUAGAAAGCGUGAACGUAAAUAAAUUCUAACAAAGAUUAUAAUACUUGUAGAUAUGUUCAAGGAAGCAUUAUAGUAUGAUUAACUAGUUUUAUGAGUUGGCUUUUUCCAGUAAUUAGUACUAAGAUAGUAGUUGUUACAUUAAAAUUGUGCACAUAUUUGUCUUGAUGUAAUCAUUUUUAUGCAAUGUUUGUUUCUUGAUAAACAUAUAUUCUGCGUAUUAUCUUUGAAUACUAAAAAAUAUUUUAAAGUGAUGUGUCAUUUUGACGAUCAGAAUAUUUUAACAAUAAUCAUGUUGUAUAAGUUGAUAAAGAAAAUGUAGAAAAACGUCAAGAAUACCGGUCCGUUUUAUUUUUACUUAUGAUUAUAAAUUUAUAGUUUUUCUUAUUGGAUUAUAUCUGAUAACGUGUAUGCAAAAAUGUUAUCCUUAUCGGUGGAAUAAUUAAGACGUGCAAGAGUCACAUUCGCAUUAAUUUUUAUUUUUCGUUGUCUUUUUUCACUAGACGGGUAAAUAAGCUCGCGACCCAUACUAGUAACAGUUGUGAGGAAUGGUGUAUCGUUUGUAAAAAAAAAAAACUACCAGACAAAUUCCGUAAUAGAGAUAAAGCUUCUUAAAGUUUAUUUGUUGCAUUUCACACAUACCGUGACAUCAGGCGCAUUUAGUGCUAUAUGCGUCCGAUGUUUGUAUAUAUAAACAAGUAUAUAUAUACUAAACAUAGAUAAAUAACACGAAUAUACCUCUUCUGCGGAACGAAACCCCGUUUUGAUAUUGGCAGCAAGGUCCUGAUUCAAAAUUUGAUAAUACUAUAAACUUUAUAUAAUUAAAUAAAUAAAAUAAUAAAAUACUGGUGGUAGGAGCUCUUGUGAGUUCGCGCGGGUAGGUACCACCACCCUACUUAUUUCUGCGGUGAAGCAGUAAUUCGUUUCGGUUUGAAGGGUGGGGCAGCCGCUGUAACUAUACGUAAGACCUUAGAACUCAUAUCUCAAGGCGGGUGGCGCAUUUACAUCGUAGAUGUUUAUCUAUGGGCUCCAUUAACCACUUAACACCAGAUGGGCUGUGAGCUCGUCCACCCGUCUAAACAAUAAAAAAAAGAAAAUUGAAAUAAACGUGAACGAAAUAAAGAAAUACGAACAAUACGAUAAGACACAAAAACCGGCACAAUGUACUCCGAAAUAAUAUUAGGUAUUAGAAUUAACCUAAUUAAGAAUCUACAUUUAUUUAUUUAAUCAAACAUUGAUACUUGUCAUAUUAGUUUUCGGUUUUCGGUAGGCAGCGGCUUGGCUCUGCCCCUGGGUAUUGCUGAAGUCCAUGGGCGACGGCAACCACUCACCAUCAGGUGGGCCGUGUGCUCGUCUGCCUACAAGCGCAAUAAAAAAAAUUGUUCAAACUUUCUGCUAUCAGUUACUAGGGAUGAGGCGCAUUUUAGGCCCGCACGAUGCUUGCUACCAUCGUAAGGCAUUCCAGCUUAAAGAGUAGGAACGUCGUUAUAAAAAUUGAGACUUAAACCUCAUGUCUCAAGGCACACAAAUUGCGAUAUCAGUGGACUCUGGCAACCACCGGGAAAAUAGAGCGUUAGUUCGAUCACCUAUAUAAGCAGGAAAAAAAAAUAUGGCAAUCUAAGCCGUCUGACGAAUGCCCGUCGUACUAUUUAUAACCAUAUGAUGUUGCGUGGAAAGAACCAACACCAAUAAAUAAUGAUGAUAGCAAUUUUUUUUUGUUAUCGUUUUAGGCAUCAAUCAACACCAGUCUUCGUUUUCAAGGAUGAUUUUUAUAUAUCCAUUCAUGUAAUGUAUCAGACAUUGUGAAAUACAUUUCAGUAGACCCUGUGCCAUUUAAAAAAACUGUAUGACUUCUAAGUGAAACUUAGGGUAAAAUUUACAAUUUUUUUUUUAUUGCUACGUGGGUAGACGAGCUCACAGCGCACCUGGUGUUCAGUGGUUACUGGAGCCCAUAGACAUCCACAACGUAAAUGCGCCACCCACCUUGAGAUAUAAGUUCUAAAGUCUCAAGUAUAGUUACAACGGCUGCCCGACCCUUUUAUAUUAUUUAAAACCUAUUUAAUCGUUUAUACAUACAGUUAAUAUUAUAGUAUUUUGAUCUAUUUCAGUAGACACGACUAUGCAACCCUCAAAAAUAUACACAGUCUAACGCAUAAGAUUUGAGUAAUUUAAAAUCUUUCUCACUAAUAAUUAUAAUUUGCGUUAUAUCUCAACAUAAUCACAUGUCACGAAAUAAUGAUAAUCAGUUUUUUGAUGUAUCAUUUUAAUUUAGUUGAAAAUUUAGAUAAACGGCCGUAUCUUAGUUCGCUGUUUGUUUUUUAAUAAAAUUCGUACUCGCGAAAUUAAAACCUCUUAACCUCUAUCUUGUAGCUUAAAUACCUCAAUUAAAAAAGACUAGAGAUAAAUCGUUUCUUCUGUUUAUUUAUUUGAAGGUAUUUAACGUAUAUAUUUUAAUCUUAAGGAAAGCUGUCGGUUAUUGAUAUUUUAUAAAUUAACGUGACCUCGGUGGUCAGUUGACACGUGUCUCGUGAGCUUGUCUACCGGUCUAAAACAAAUCAACUAUAAAACAGAAUAAAUAGCUAUAAAAAUAGACAAGAAUUUUACAAAAAUAAAUGCUUUAGCGAGAGAGAGUAAGAAUAAUACCUAAGAAUAUAAAACUGUAAAUACAAAUGUGGAAUCCACAAAAUAUGUAGAUAUAACUUUAAUUAGUAAAUAUUUUUAAAAAGAAUGUAAAUAUAAAUUGGCUUUCGAAAUGAUCUCAGAAUCUAGUCUUUAACUUGUAAGACAUGAAGCGUUCUCAGAAAACGGUUCAAUAUAUAGGUACAGUAAGCUAGUACUAUAUUAGUUUGAUAGUUUAAUAAUUAAUAUUUAACAUUUGCUAUAGCAUGAAAUACUCUGUCAAUGUGUAUAACUUAUUCAGAGAAAUGGUCUACCGCAUCGCCAAUUGUUUAAUUUUACGAUCCAUCUACGCAUCUCGUAAAGUCUGUAUCAUCAUUGCUUACAAAGAAUCUGAUUAUUGUAAUAAUAUAAUUAAUACAAAUAUAUAUAAUAUAUAUAAUGAUAAUCAGAUACUUUGUUAUAAUAUAAUAUAAUCUAAUAAAUAGUAUAAGAUAUAGAGGACUAAAUCAAAACGAAGUCAAUAUCAAAUUUAAUUAACAAAAAAAAGCGUAUUAAUAAAGUAUUUGUAUUUUCAUAUUGCUUGCCUCAUUCAAGACGCCGAUAAAGAUGCCUUAUAUUGAUAGACAAUCUUAAUACUGCCUGAAGGAAUUAAUAAGAGAAACACUACGAUAGAGAUGCAGUUUUACGAUACUAGUUACAUAAUAUAGGUUUAUACAAUAUUAAUUUUAAGGAUACGGUUUGUUUAAAAUUCGUAUAAUCGAUUGCAAUAUAUUUAAGUCGGGUUUAAUGACCUCAAAAAUAUAUAUCGGAAAAUAUAAGAAAUGAACACGGUAAGAUAAAAUAAUUAGUGGGCCUCCAUCAAUGUAGUUGUUGCCCCGCUGACUGCGUCAAAAUCACGAAUAACCAGUCUUAUUGUUUACGAGCUGAUUGAUAUACGAAGGUGCCGGCUAACCAGGAAACGUAACCACCACAAAUGCUCAAUUGUGCGUAAUUGGUAAUGUGGCGACUACAUGACGGAAACAGUCCGUAAUGACUUUUUUUUUUCGAUUCAGUUAUUAACACCUAAUGAAAUGAAUGUUUGGUUAAUUUGGUUUGAGUAUUUGAUAGUUAAGUUGUUAAACUAUGAUUAGGGCAUAUUGCCUAUGGAAAUUUUAUUUUAAAUAAUAAACUUAAGAAUAGUGUUUGUUCAUAAAAUGAUAACAUUGGUACGUUUUGGUUACAAAUUAUAGAAUUACAUUUUACUUUAAACAAUUUCGUUUUAUAUGCUUAUUUUAAUUCGUCUUUCUUGCGUAAGUAAAAUUCCAUUAAUUAAAUGUAUAGAUUUAGCCGUAAGUAAACAAUAUGUAUCAACACUAUCUAACAAUUUGUGCUGUAAAAAAUGUUUUGUUGAAUGAUGCCUAUGAGUUGUUUUUAAGCUGAAAUAGUGUUGCUACAACGUCAGAAUAAGAAUAGAAAUUAACAGAUAUUAGUCAUUUCGUAUUUAUGAUUUAAAAAAUAAAUAACCGUGAUCAAUUUUUCAUUUUUAAGUGAAAAUAUCAAUAAACAUACGCACACACUACUUUUUUCUUCUUCGAAUUAUUAAUUAAGAUUGGUACAUGAAGGAGCAAUAAUGCCACGUUGCAUAUCGUAAAUAAAAGAGACAGUGAAGAAUGUGUAGUGUAGAGCUUAGUAAUAAAAUAUUUAAUAUACAAUCA